AUGAUUUAUGCGCCAGGUGGCACCUUCUCUGUCUCGUCCAGCCACUCCCUCGACUACGAGACGAAGGAGGAGAAGGUGGACUCGUUCUACGACGAGCUCAGGGACCACGCGAACACGGCUGAGCACCUCAUCGAGAACGCAGACGGAAUCAACCCCGCCUACCUCACAAACACGGCCAAAAGUGGAAUUGCGGUGGACGUGACGAAUCAGAUGCAUCGGAGGCUGCUCAAGGGCGACUUCGGGGCACUGAGGGAGUCGAAGGAGACCAUUUCACUCUCCAACGUGGCCAGUUUGGUUGAAAACGACAAGGCCGUCUUGGACAAGGUCAAAUCAUUCGAUGAGCUGAUGCUCCUAUCAAAGUUGCUUGGUGACUACAGUCGCCUGUACCGAAUCAACAACUCUCGUCUUCUGGCCGCCUUGUUGCUGAACCUGAACUUGGAUCUGGCUCCCCUGAAUGGCACAGACAGAGAGGGGCGCAUUCUGAAGGGCGCCCUGACUGGAGACAGCAGCAUCGUGGGCGACAGAAUCGUCCUAUCAGGCAACUUCUACGAAAACAUGUCGAAGAUCAAGCAGCUUCUUGGUGACCUGAGCACGCCUGUUGAAUCAGACUAUCUUAGCGAGUAUUUCUGGUACAAGGUCUCUAUAGGCGAAUAUGAGGAUGUGGCCGAUUUGAAGGUGAAUGAUACGAGAAUACAGCAGUAUAAGGAUGGAUUCAGGCAGAUUAACGAGUUGACUGCAAAAUUGAAUACGGUGGUGGCACCAAGUGGAAUAGGCAAGUUCACUAGGCCACCAAUUGGGAUGAGUAGGCCGCAACAGGCGCAGAAUGCACUGAGAAUGGCACCAAAGUCACCAGUGAUGGCACCGAGAUCACCAGCAUCAGUUCCAGGGAGACCACUACCAAAGUCACCAGUGAUGGGAAGCAGUCAGCAGAGACCAAUUGGACAGGGAAGUCAGCCACAAACCAGGCCACUUCCAUCAAAGCCAAUGACACCUGCAUUUGGAACAAGACCAAUUGGGCAGAAUAGGCCAGUUAUGCCAGGUAGACCAGGAAUAGGAGGAAUGGGAAAGACACCAUUUAUGAAUAAGCCAAUGACACCACCAUUUGGGCAGAAGAGUGAAUCAGCCACAAAUAGGGAAAGUGUAUUCAGGGAGUUUAGCAUUCUUGUAGAACAAGUAAAACAGCAAGUGGCAACCAAAAACAGCAUUCUCAUAAACCAGAAGAAAACAAGAUUUCUGAAUGGGCUGGCAACGUACAAUUCAGUCGAUUCAGCAACAAUAACUGACGAAGUGGCAGGGGCAAUGGAAUCAAUAGUACAGAGGAUGAAGAACAUAGAUUCCAGGCUGAAGACAGACCUGGAUGCAAUGGGCGUGAACAAGACGGUGUGGCUGCAGUCCCUGGUGGAGCUGAUUAAGAUAGGCUACUAG
Molecule: messenger RNA, 1425 nt
Organism: Enterospora canceri
Lineage: Eukaryota; Fungi; Microsporidia; Enterocytozoonidae
Source: the annotation of a GenBank genome assembly